Pollicipes pollicipes is the source of this 1721-nucleotide messenger RNA. RefSeq lists its product as uncharacterized. The record is from RefSeq and is a predicted model, not a curated record. Lineage: Eukaryota; Metazoa; Arthropoda; Thecostraca; Pollicipedomorpha; Pollicipedidae.
CAGGUUCGCAUUGCUGGCGCUGUGCUGCGGCAUGUCCCGCGCCGUCAACUUCGAGAACAUGCAGCUGUUCGAGCGGCUGGGACUGGGGCGCACGGUGGACGAGGCGUCACCGCGUAUCCGCAGCCUCAAGACGCCUGGCAACUCUCCCAUGUUCGUCAUCCGACUGCCCCCCAGCCCGUACUACUACCUGAACCACGUGCGCGGCGGCGGCGGCGGCGGCGCGAAGCCGACGGCAGCGCCCUCCUUCGCACGCGUGCCGCUCGACUUCACCAUCAACGGGAAGCCGGACCGGCUCUACCACUACAACCUGGGGGUGACGCCGCCCAUGGUGGACGAGACGACGACCACCGAGGCCACCACCACCACCAGCACCAGCACCACCACCACCACGCCUCGGCCGAAGGUGAACCACGCCCAGCGGCUGCGCCACAAGUAUGCUGACUACUACAAGGGCAACAAGGCACCUUCAGCCAUGAAGAAGUACAAGUACGCGUACAACGGCAAGCCGUCCAGCUUCUACGUGAUGCGCGGCAGUAGCGCCCGGAAGCCGGUGUACUUCAGGAGGUUUGUCUGAGCGACGUCCGAGGCCCGGCCGGGGGUGGGUCGCCCGCUGGCAGGCUCAGUGUCCGCUCAGCGGCGCUACCCGGGUCAGGGCGCGGACGAACCUCGCCACGAUGCAGCGGCUGGGUUCGGCAGAAGGCUGAGGAAAGGGAGAGAGAGGGAGAGCUUGUGUCCGGCGUCGCUUUCAGUGCCCUCUCGCCGACGCAGGGGUACACCGAUAUUAUCUGCACGUUGUCCACCCCCUGGGUCUCGCGAGGUUGCGGAAUGCAAAUGCGGCGCGCGUUUGCCAUUGUUGCUCGUGGUUGUUGCGUGUUUCUCAUUUUCAUGCACAUUGGUUGUUGAAGUGGUUGGGUGGCCUUUGUAAUGUAAUCGCGUGUUGUUACUUAUCGAGUGAACGUUCGAGCUCUGUUAGCAUGCCUUGCAAAUUCGACCUGGCUUGCACUGAGCUAUGCUGGCGUGUAAAUUAUAACCUAAAUAUCGUUUUUCAAGGCGAUUUUAUUUCGAUGCUUGCCUCUUUUUUAUAUUUGCUCCCCUUUCUCACGUUUACACAAGGAAACGGCAGCUAGCAACAGCUAUUUAAGGUCCAUCUGCGCAAUGUUUUUGUUCGGAUGGCAGUUGUGUUGUUUUGUGUAAUGUUGAAAAUAUUAAGAUCCGCUUUGUGUUAUGUUACAUGUUAUACUGUAGAUACGACAUUACGACACUGACGUAUAUACCGCAUGCGCACGUUAUAUAAACUCAAGGAAUGUUGUUACAAAGUAGUACCAGGGCCGACCGUGUUCUGCCACCUCCAUCACUACCUUUAGGUUUAGAAUGCAGGCCUGACAGGAGACAGGCCAUUAAGACUACAUAUAUCCAUUUCGGUGCACAAUUCUCCGAGGUUAUUUCACCACCGCCUGAAAAGCGAGCGAUGAGCUUGCCGCAACAAACCGUCAGCAGCCUGCGCAGUUAGCUGUACAUAUGCCAUCGGCAAUUGCAUAAUCUCGCCGAGGCCGUAGACGACAUUCCGAACAUGUGUUUGUAAAGCCACGUCACGAGUGCCAAGAAGGUCGAGAUGUGGACCAGUGCGAUGUACUACUUCACUGUUGUUCUUGAUUUGAUGCCUAUUUAUGUAACGCCAGCUGACGAAUUAUUUGUUUUUGUAAAUAAACUUUUAUCAACCA